This is a messenger RNA of Otolemur garnettii (small-eared galago), 225 nucleotides long. RefSeq names its product 40S ribosomal protein S3a-like. Gene Ontology annotation, molecular function: structural constituent of ribosome. Bases 7 to 225 code for a protein of 72 amino acids. The transcript has 2 exons. NCBI's taxonomy places the organism in Eukaryota, Metazoa, Chordata, Mammalia, Primates, Galagidae. The record is from RefSeq and is a predicted model, not a curated record. Gene Ontology annotation, biological process: translation. Gene Ontology annotation, cellular component: ribosome; cytosol.
ACCAUCAUGGCGGUCGGCAAGAACAAGCGCCUUACGAAAGGUGGCAAAAAGGGAGCCAAGAAGAAAGUGGUUGAUCCAUUUUCUAAGAAAGAUUGGUGUGAUGUGAAAGCACCUGCUAUGUUCAAUAUAAGAAAUAUUGGGAAAACACUAGUCACCAGGACGCAAGGAACCAAAAUUCCUUCUGGAACCAUUUUAUUUGGGUGUAGGGAAAUUGCAAAAGCAUAA